AUGUCACGCUGUACAGUUUGGCCCAAAGCCACCCUCUCACGUGAUCUCCUGAUUUCUGCCGAUCUGAGGGACGUGCUCGCCAUCGCCGCCGACGUCAAGACCCCUCAAGAUGAGUACGAGGCACCCCGUCACGGCUCCCUUGGCUUCCUUCCGAGAAAGCGCGCUGCGCGCCAUCGCGGAAAGGUCAAGUCCUUCCCCAAGGAUGACCCCAAGAAGCCCGUGCACUUGACUGCCUUCAUGGGCUACAAGGCGGGCAUGACCCACGUUGUUCGUGAUCUUGACCGUCCAGGCUCCAAGAUGCACAAGCGCGAGGUUGUGGAGGCUGUCACGAUCGUCGAGACCCCGCCUGUCAUGGUUGUCGGCGUCGUCGGCUACGUCGAGACCCCGCGUGGCCUCCGCGCACUCACCACCGUCUGGGCAUCCCACUUGUCCGACGAGGUCCGCCGCCGGUUCUACAAGAACUGGUACCGCUCGAAGAAGAAGGCCUUCACGCGCUACGCGAAGAAGGCGUCCGAGAACGACGGCAAGCUCAUCUCUCGCGAGCUCGAGCGCAUCCGCAAGUACUGCACCGUCGUCCGCGUCCUCGCGCACACGCAGAUCCGCAAGACGGGUCUCAGCCAGAAGAAGGCGCACCUCAUGGAGAUCCAGGUCAACGGCGGCUCCGUCGCGGACAAGGUCGAGUUCGCGCACGGUCUGUUUGAGAAGCCGGUCGAGAUCGGCUCCGUCUUCGAGCAGGACGAGUGUGUUGACAUCAUCGCCGUCACGAAGGGCCAUGGCUUCGAGGGUGUGACUCACCGUUGGGGCACCAAGAAGUUGCCACGGAAGACGCACAAGGGUCUCCGCAAGGUCGCUUGUAUCGGUGCAUGGCAUCCGUCCAAGGUCAUGUACUCGGUGGCGCGUGCCGGUCAAAACGGUUACCACCACCGUACCGAGAUCAACAAGAAGAUCUACCGUGUCGGUCUCGGCAGCGACGACGGCAACGCGUCCACUGAGCACGACAUCACCAAGAAGGCGAUCACGCCCAUGGGUGGCUUCCCGCACUACGGUAUCGUCAAGAACGACUACCUCAUGCUCAAGGGCUCCAUUCCGGGUACCAAGAAGCGCAUCAUCACCAUCCGCAAGUCGCUCAUGGUCCACACCUCCCGCCGGGACCUCGAGAAGGUCUCCCUCAAGUUCAUCGACACCUCCUCGAAGUUCGGCCACGGUACCUUCCAGACCUUCGAAGAAAAGGCCGCGUUCUUGGGAACGCUCAAGGCCAGGGCUUGAUCUACUCGGCGGUCUGCUCACUUCCUUAUGUAGUCGUUAUGCUGUACUCCUCCCACUACCCAUCACCAUGCCAUAUGGAUAUGCAUAACUGUAUCAUCAUCA
Molecule: messenger RNA, 1368 nt
Organism: Schizophyllum commune H4-8
Lineage: Eukaryota; Fungi; Basidiomycota; Agaricomycetes; Agaricales; Schizophyllaceae
Product: 60S ribosomal protein L3
Exons: 6
Coding region: 1-1266 (421 amino acids)
Biological process (GO): translation; ribosomal large subunit assembly
Cellular component (GO): ribosome; cytosolic large ribosomal subunit
Molecular function (GO): RNA binding; structural constituent of ribosome
Source: RefSeq, a predicted model, not a curated record